Messenger RNA from Haliotis rufescens (red abalone), 2538 nucleotides. Its product is annotated as homeobox protein engrailed-1-B-like. Gene Ontology annotation, cellular component: nucleus. The transcript is spliced from 2 exons. The record is from RefSeq and is a predicted model, not a curated record. Lineage: Eukaryota; Metazoa; Mollusca; Gastropoda; Lepetellida; Haliotidae. Gene Ontology annotation, biological process: multicellular organism development; neuron differentiation; regulation of transcription by RNA polymerase II. Gene Ontology annotation, molecular function: DNA-binding transcription factor activity, RNA polymerase II-specific; RNA polymerase II cis-regulatory region sequence-specific DNA binding. Bases 7 to 687 code for a protein of 226 amino acids.
GAGGUGAUGAUAGCAUCCCUUCCAUCACGCGGGCAGAUGCAGCAUGGAGGCCUGACGCUUGCCCUUCAAACUAUGGUUGCACAAAAACAUUCAUUUCAGUUGAAGAUACAUUCACAGGAGGAACAUUUGAUGGUAAACACUGACGGACGAGACAUGAAACACACGCGUUUCUUUGUGGAAGACAUUCUCAGACCUGACUUUGGAAAAGGUAACACCCACCCGGUAUCACCAGACAGUCAUCGGGGUGGGUCCCCUUCAUCCUCCCCCGAGCACCCAGGUAGCCAAGGUUCCGAGCCGCACCGUCAGAACGAGGGGGAGGGGAAGGUGAACCUAUGGCCUGCCUGGGUAUACUGUACCCGAUACUCCGACAGACCAUCCGCAGGUCCCCGUAUUCGCAAGAUGAGGAAGAGGGAGAAGAGCACGGAGGAGAAGAGGCCCCGGACAGCGUUCACAACAGAGCAACUGGACAGGCUCCGUGAUGAAUUCAACGACACCCACUACCUGUCCGAGGAUCGACGUCGUGUGCUGGCAAAACAACUCAGUCUCAACGAAACACAGAUCAAGAUAUGGUUCCAGAAUAAAAGGGCGAAGUUAAAAAAGUCAUCGUCCUCCGAGAAACCUCUUGCCAGUAAGCUAAUGGCAGAAGGGCUAUACAACCACUCAACGUUCAAACCUGACGGAAGCUGACGUCAAGCGUUUCAGUGAUGCCAAAGACAUGUGCAUUUAAUGUUGCUGCGUUCUAGUUGUGCGCAGUAUGAUACAGGCUUAACGUUGUGGCCCAGUGCGUGAAGGUAAUAGUUGGGCCAUUGGUGCAUGAUGCUAAAAACAACCUCUAUUUCACGAUAAGAUUUUAUGUAUAUAGAGCUUUUUCAAUAUUCAUUGAAUGAUUCACCAAUAAGCAAGGGAACAAUCGAACACUUCAGUUGUGUCGAAAUACCGGGUGUUAACCAGGAAGAACAGCCAGAGACUGCACCCAUCACCUGUGCGUUGACACCGGUAUCCCAGUUCCCCGGCAGAACAGGUGUAACACCUCGAAGGAACAAUGUACAUAUUAUACACAACAGCUGUAAAUUUGGUAUUUUAUCAUUUCCAAGAUCUAUAUGUUAUAAACCCUUAUAUGUAAACUCACAUGUAUUUGUGCAUAUGUUGAAAAGGAUGAGGUUAUGGCUCACUUGAAAAGUCAAUUAUAAAUUUACGGGAAUUAUUUACAUAUUGUUUUGAAUGUUAUUGGGCAUGUUUAUAUGAUAAGCACUGCUUUUUCUUUCUGUCGCUUGCAAUGUUUAACCUUAUGCAAAUGAUAUGGCUAAAAUGAGUGAAGAUUUCAACUGUAAUAGAAUGAGCAUAUCCGCUACCCAAGGGGAAUAUUUUACCAUGUUUGUACUGACUUAGACUGCAUCUCAGAAAAUCGGCCUAGGUCAAAGACAUUCUUAAAGUGAUGAUAACGUUCAUAACGUUUUCUGAGGAUAUGGCAUAUUUCUGAUACACUACUCAACAAUUGAUAGGGAUAAUCAACUACGUCAUUUUAUUUAAAUGUACACGUGACGUGUAAGAAUCAUUUUUGUACAUAAAAGAAAGGUUACAAAUUUCCCUAUCAAAAGCGGAGUAGCAUAUAAUGGAAACGAAGUAGGUCCUUAUCAAAGCUAGUUCUUUCGAUGAAUCAUGACAAGCAAUGUGUACGUACCGAAUUAUAGUGUAGUGCAUUCUUCCUACGCAGUGAACUUUAACACGAAAUACUAAUAAAUCAUUUUGUAAAAAAUAUUUUUCCGAAGUUUUUUACAUUUUCUAUUUCCUGCAUCUCGGACAAAAUAUUUCCAAAACAGACUUACUGGUUUUUACUUCGGCUCCCAGACAGGUUAUCAGUGUCAUAAAGAUGUUGUGGUGGACCGCCUGUCCUCGAGAUGUCCUCGAGAUGAGGACACAUCUUCCCUCCUUGGACCAAGCAACAAGCAAUAUUUGAAUCCCAGUGUUUCUAUGAUGCUGUCUUUGAUGAAAUCGCCUCAUCAGCAGCCAGACGCACUGAAUUAUCUCUUUACGAAUAAAUUACACUAUUUCGACAUGGUUUCUCGAGUUUUAUUUUCAGAAAACGCCUUUCAAAUCUUGAUAGUCGACCUUAUCUGGAUUUACUGACAGCAUUGCUCUCGAAUUAAAUGGAAGAUUUAGUGCGAGACGAAAAAGUUAAUGUUUUUGUAUAAAGCGACUUGGUACAGGUAAAAGCCUACUUCUCAGAAUCUGUUAAUAUCAGUAUUGGAUUACUUAACCAACACUGAUGUUAAACGACCUUUGUCAGUUCGUAUAGGAAGGAGAGCACAGCAAAUGAAAUGUCUUUGAAUAAAAUGGCUGAUUAAAUCAUGAAUUUUAUCUUCUUCUGGUCGGACUCUGCGACAAACAUGAAAUUGUAAUUUGAAUAUCUGGCAUUACACUCUAAUAGAAUCAACAGCCCUGGAGCAUAUUUGGUUUGGAUGAUGAGGGAUGAUGGGGUUUUUUGCUUCUUUGUAAGAUGGUAAGUGCAUACAUAUGAAGCCAGAGCAUGUAUUUUAG